Molecule: messenger RNA, 417 nt
Organism: Paraglomus brasilianum
Lineage: Eukaryota; Fungi; Glomeromycota; Glomeromycetes; Paraglomerales; Paraglomeraceae
Source: the annotation of a GenBank genome assembly
AUGGUCAAGUGGAUAGCUACAGCAACAGGGGUCCUUGUUUCUGGGGCUUUUAUUUACCAAUUCAGGCAUGAUAUUGACAGCAACACUGCUCGAAUUAGACAUCAUUUGCUAACGACACAGAAUCAUUUGGAAGCGGGCUUACCCGGACACUUAAAGUCUGCGACGUUGCCGCCUCCUCCAUCAGGUCCCAAACAACUACCUCCUAAUGACCGUCCGCAACUCCCCCUUCCAUCAAUAUCGCAAUUGCGAACAUAUAUGACCAACAGAUUGUUUCCAACCUUCAAGUCUUUGUGGAAUGACCACAUAACUGGUUUAGCUCGGGACUUGAAUGAAUUAACAGCAAAGGACGCCUACAAUUCAGUUACGAAUGUUUAUGCAGCAGUGAAGGAUCGGAAUUCCAACGGCAAUAAUAAAUAG